AUGAGAUUAGAGGGAGAAAGCAGCAACUCAAACGGUACCUCGAGACCAUUCGCAAAUGGAUCCGGGGUUUCCCCUCUGCAUAAAGCUGCCUUGUCGAACUCGGCAAAUGGCACGAGACGGUCCUCGGUAGUCAUGAACGGGUCAUCGACUACAAAUGGGCAUUCGAAUUCGGGUGGCAAGCAGCGGAUGUCUUAUUUUGGCCACGACCGGGAAGAAGUGACGAGGAUAUUGAUACAGGCUUUGACGGACUUGGGAUACAAUGGUGCUGCGGGAAGCCUAAGCCAAGAAAGUGGAUAUGACCUCGAGAGUCCAACUGUUGCAGCAUUCAGAAAUGCUGUUCUGCAAGGAGAAUGGACAGAAGCAGAAGAACUGCUGUUUGGCGGGUCCACGGAGGAAGGAGGCGUCAGUAUCAACGGACCUGGGCUGGUCCUGCAACCUGGUGUUGACAAGAACGUAAUGCGGUUCUGGUUAAGACAGCAAAAGUUCUUGGAAUUAUUAGAACAACGUGAUACUGGGAGAGCUUUGAUGGUUCUUCGCUCAGAGUUGACCCCGUUGGACCAGGAUACCGGAAAACUUCACUUUCUUUCAAGCUUAUUAAUGUCACAAUCAAUCGAUGACCUCAAAGCUAAAGCAGACUGGGAUGGCGCGGAAGGAGCUUCACGGCAUCAACUGUUAUCUAACUUGUCAAAAUGCAUAUCCCCUUCGGUCAUGUUACCAGAACGCCGACUCGCCAUUCUUCUGCAACAAGUAAAAAGAAAUCAAAUUUCGAAUUGUCUUUAUCAUAACACCUCAACGUCGCCAUCAUUAUAUCAAGACCACGCUUGCCAACCGGAUCACUUUCCCAGGUAUCCUUCGAAAGAUCUCACCAAGCAUACUGGUGAGGUGUGGCAAGUCCAAUUCUCACAUGAUGGGAAACGCCUUGCAAGUUGUGGUGGCGAUGGCACAGUCAUAAUUUAUGAUGUCGAGUCAUGGGAUGUCCUUCAAAGUCUUACAAACUCCGAAGGCGGGAUAUGCUCAUUAGCUUGGAGUCCUGAUGAUACGAUGAUGGUUACGGUUGCGAUGGAUAAAGAUGCCAUUUUAUGGAACACGCUGACCGGAAACGUCAAAGUAAGACUACCUCGGUUUGGCCAGCCAGUCAGCAGCGUUGCGUGGGCACCAGACGGGCAAUCGUUCAUCACAGGGUGUCUCGACAAGGAAAAGAAUCUUUGCCAAUGGAAUAUCAGAGGCGAGCUCACCUACGACUGGAGAAGAGCACACCGAAUACAGGAUCUUGCCGUGUCUCCUGAUGGACACUUCCUGGUUGCCAUGGAAUGUGAAACCCACAUCUACGUGUACAACUUCGUUACUCGCGAGCUCGAAUAUGAGCUUGAUCUGACGACGAAACUGGCUUCUGUGAGCAUAAGUCAGAAUUCUCGGUAUCUACUCGCCCACAACGUGGCGGGCGAUGCUCGAAUGAUAGAUUUGGAUACUCGGGAAACGGUUCGAACUUUCAGGUCUGGUGAAAAGGCUGGGCAUUUUGUCAUCAGAGCUGCGUAUGGUGGUGCAAAUGAGAGCUUCGUUGUUAUUGGAAGCGAAGAUGGCCACGUCUUCAUCUGGCACAAGGAAACCGGUCAGCUGAUCGAGAAGCUCGAAGCCCACAAGGGGUGCUGCAACGCAAUAGCGUGGAGUCCCACCAACCCAUCCAUGUUCGCCUCCGCAGGCGACGACCACAAAGUUCGAAUAUGGACAGACAUGGCAGACAAACCAUUCAAGACAUUCCCCUUCUCGGAGUCCAAGUUCCGGUAA
Molecule: messenger RNA, 1785 nt
Organism: Hyaloscypha bicolor E
Lineage: Eukaryota; Fungi; Ascomycota; Leotiomycetes; Helotiales; Hyaloscyphaceae
Product: WD domain-containing protein
Exons: 6
Coding region: 1-1785 (594 amino acids)
Biological process (GO): proteasome-mediated ubiquitin-dependent protein catabolic process
Cellular component (GO): GID complex
Molecular function (GO): protein binding
Source: RefSeq, a predicted model, not a curated record